This is a messenger RNA of Paramuricea clavata, 420 nucleotides long. The record is from the annotation of a GenBank genome assembly. Lineage: Eukaryota; Metazoa; Cnidaria; Anthozoa; Malacalcyonacea; Plexauridae.
AUGUGCGUUGCAAAUGAACCAAACAGUCCUUUCAGGAAAUAUAAAAUCAAGAAACUACAUUGGUUGAAGAAUCAGCUUUCCGAGGCAGUGGUUCUGUUUACUGAACUCAAGAAAACGAUAAACUCCUCAAAUUACAUCGCUUAUGGUACUGAGCUCAUUGGGCAGAUCAGCAACAUUCAGGAACUUAUUAAUAAAGUGAACAUAACAAGCAUGACAAAUGCACGUAUUCUGUGGUCACAUCUAGAAAAUGUUGUUGAUCUUUGCAAAGUGGCACUUGAUUUGAUUGCUCAUCGGGAUUUUCCACCACUUUGUGACUAUGUUCUUGAAGCUACAGAUGCCGGUCCUGGUGCUGGAGUCUCUAACGUGGAGGUGAAGUACAAAGAUAUUGAAAUUUCACGAUUAAUGGUUGGCCUCGCCUAA